Messenger RNA from Tupaia belangeri chinensis (Chinese tree shrew), 2127 nucleotides. It is a transcript of the gene GPATCH2L, whose product is annotated as G-patch domain containing 2 like. The transcript has 11 exons. Bases 415 to 1992 code for a protein of 525 amino acids. Lineage: Eukaryota; Metazoa; Chordata; Mammalia; Scandentia; Tupaiidae. The record is from RefSeq and is a predicted model, not a curated record.
UUUCCAUCUUUCUUUGCUGCUAGUCUCAGGGUUGGCGCUAACCUCAGCGUAUUAACAAGAAAUUUGUGGCAGUUCCCAAUGUCACAUCCAAGCACAACAAUUUCUACAGAAGAGAUGGUCUGUUCAUGUGACCCUCUUUUAGAAAUGUGUCUUCGAAGAUAUCCUCAGCAACUCUCCCCUCAUGUCUUAUAGCCCAUGUUUGGCUUAGUGUUUGUGACUGAAGCAAUCUGCAUGGGGCAUGGAAUUGGGCAUUGAGAUUGAGGGUGAAUCAACUUUGUCCCACAUGGACUUAUAAGGAAAAAGAACCUUAGGCACAGGGCAUGUGUGCACAGAACUACGUGAAGAGGCAGGCGAAGUGCAGCCAUUUGCAAGCAAGCAGAGAGGCUUCAGAGGAAAUCAACCUUAUGUGGCCUCAUGGAUGAACUGGUACAUGAUUUAGCCUCAGCCUUGGAGCAGACAUCAGAGCAGAAUAAGCUCGGAGAGCUGUGGGAGGAGAUGGCCCUGAGCCCUCGGCAGCAGAGGCGGCAGCUGCGGAAACGCCGAGGCCGGAAGCGUCGUUCUGACUUCACUCACCUGGCAGAGCAUACCUGCUGCUACAGUGAGGCCUCUGAGUCAAGUCUGGAUGAGGCCGUUAAGGACUGUCGAGAAGUGGCCCCGGUCGCCAACUUUAGUGACUCUGAUGACACAAUGGUAGCCAAAAGGCACCCAGCUCUCAACGCCAUUGUUAAGAGUAAGCAGCAUUCUUGGCACGAGUCUGACUCUUUUACUGAAAAUGCACCUUGUCGGCCACUCAGGCGCCGGCGGAAGGUCAAGCGGGUGACGUCAGAGGUAGCUGCCAGCCUUCAGCAAAAGCUGAAGGUGUCAGAUUGGAGCUAUGAGAGAGGCUGCAGGUUCAAGUCUGCUAAGAAGCAGCGUCUGUCUCGCUGGAAGGAGAAUACUCCCUGGACCUCGUCAGGCCACGGGUUGUGUGAAUCAGCAGAAAAUAGGACUUUCCUAAGCAAAACAGGAAGGAAAGAAAGGAUGGAGUGUGAAGCAGAUGAACAAAAACAGGGCUCUGAUGAGAAUAUGUCAGAAUGGAUAAUGAAAAUAAAAAGGUCUGAAAUUCAAAGAUCUCAUGAACAGAGAAACAUAGGUUUGACUUUUCAUAAACGAUGCUCAUCUAUCUUCACCAUCUAUGUUGUAGUGACCGUUCAUGAAACCAGCAGUGUGUGUAGCAGCAGUGACACUGGGCUCUUUACCAAUGAUGAAGGACGGCAAGGAGAUGAUGAGCAGAGUGAUUGGUUCUAUGAAGGAGAAUGUGUCCCAGGAUUCACUGUCCCUAAUCUUCUGCCCAAGUGGGCUCCUGAGCAUUGCUCUGAAGUAGAAAGAAUGGAUUCUGGACUGGAUAAACUUUCAGAUUCCACAUUCCUUUUACCUUCUCGGCCAGGUCAAAGAGGGUACCAUGCUCGCUUGAAUCGCUUGCCUGGAGCUGCAGCUCGAUGCCUCAGGAAGGGGCGAAGAAGGCUGGUUGGGAAGGAGACCAGCCUAAGUACUUUGAGUACUGAGAGGAUAAGCCAUAUCAUUAGCGACCCUCGGCAGAAAGAUUCAACCCUCUUUCUCCCCUUUACUCCCUGGAUGUUCUUGCCGAUGCCUCUCACCGAAGGUGUUCACCAGCACACUGCUCAGCCAGACAGGCCAACAUUCACUGGGGACCGCCAUGUUCACGUGACAUCAAGAGGAAACGGAAACCUGUGGCCACAGCGUCUCUGUCCAGUCCCAGUGCAGUUCACAUGGAUGCGACAGAGCCCACCACACCAGCGUCACAAGCCCCGAAAUCUCCAAACUCUGAGUGGUCGAUCAGGACCUCUGCAGCAGAUAAAGCCGCUGACUCUGCUCCAACCACGUUUUUUAAAAUGCCACAAGAAAAGAGCCCUGGACACAGCUAGAGAGCACCACUUUACCUGCCAGGCGCUGACUGUCGAUUUGUUGAAAACAAAUGUUAGACUUACAUAGUCUUGUAUAUCUUAAUGGCCGUGCCCACUCCCUUCACUCCCUGGACGGACUCUUCUUCAAACAUAGCAAUGGACUCUUUCUCUUAAAACAUCGUGUUGUGGGGUUUUAUUUUUAAUUAGUAAAGUAUUGAGGCAG